AUGACAUCUGAAAAUAAGGACCAACGUAAAACAUAUUUUCUACGGGUCGCAAGUUAUCUACUUGGGUUGAAUAUCGUUGAGGAGAAACUAAAGAACACGGAACCGCUGGAAGUCUUCUUGGAUUCAAAUACCAACUUACUGGUGUUCUCGAGGUCAGAACAGAAACUGGAGCUAUCCAACAAGAUGAAAUCCUCGGCUCCAUCUGCAAAUGUGCUCCGUGUCGUCUUUUAUAAAACUCAAUCAGUCCCGUUGAACAAUGAGAAUUUCAAGAGUGUGGUCAACGUAAUCUCAGCGAAUGGAACAUUGAAUCAUGUAUUUUUGAAGUCUGUGCAGAAUGUAUUCGGAAAAGAGCUAACCGAAGGAAACAACAUGCAACUGAUUGCAGCGGUCAACGAGUUGGAGGAGAGCUUAUUGGCUACGGUAGAAAUGAGUGGAGGCGGUUCGCUCCACGACGAGAUCCGAAGUUGGAAAGGACAAUCGGGCAAAGCGGCACAAGACUACAACGAGGCAUUCAAACAGUUGCAGUUACUUGUGGAGACGAUGGAGGAGAGACGAAUCGACGAGUUAUCGGAACUUGUCGAGACAUUCGAAGACACUUGUGACGAGUUGUGGAACUGUGGUACACCGUAUCCGCAGGCGAGAAUGAAGAUGUUGAUCGAGUAUGGCUCGAGUUACUUGUGUGAGGCUGUGACUUUUAAGAUCGAUGACUCCGCGAUCUGGCGUGACGAAAAGGUGUCCGAUCAACUCCGAUCCGCCAUUGAUGUCUGUGACCAAAUGCUGAUAGUGAUCCGUCUGCUAACCGGUCAAACAUGGAAAAGGAAUCCAGAACACACUUGGGAAGGAGACCCGAUGGAUAUGAAGUUUCUUCAAGGAUUCAAAGAGAGACUUGACGAGAUUCUCUCGUUGAGAUCUCUUGGAGGCCAAUUAGAAGGGUUAUUGGAGGAGAGGGGAAUACGAGAGGAAGUUGAGAAGACGAUAGAAACCGCCAUGAGAGGGAUGGCUCCACUCGCUUAUAACCCGUUUACGGAACCCAAUUGGAAGAGUCGGAUGCUGGUAGCAGAGAGGGCGAUUGAGGGCACUAUUGAUAGGACACUGCCUAUUUUGAAACAGAGAUUGGCACCGAGUAAUGGGGAUAGUCAGAGUAUCGUCCUAAGUCUCGAAAAGCUGAAAUCCUUUCUCUGCCGAUCGAAUAUCAAAGAGAAACUUCAACACGAACGGGAAAUGUUUCUGAAUCGACUUGUAUCCAUGUUAUCACAGAAAAACCAAGAAUUCAAUGAGAAAUCCCUUCAAGUCGACGCGAAAAAUUUCCAGUUUUUGACAGAAGUGGCAGCGAGAAUUGUAUGGAUUCGACAGCAGACUAGUCAGAUGGAAAGUAUCCGUUCGCUAUCAAAGAUGAUGCUUAACGACAUCUCGAAUUACUCUCAAUUCUCAACAAAACUCGACGAAUUCAUUGAAAAACUACAGUAUGCUGAGAAGGAAUGUUUCGAUGAUUGGUGUCGGGAGACUGUCGGAUUAAUUGAUAAUAAGAAUGAGACAAUCAAUUUGGAGACUACAGGAAAGAUAAUGUAUUUGGAGGCGUCGAAUAGGGAGUUGAAUGUGAACUACUCGGAUCGCUUGUUGAGAUUGUUGAAGGAAGUCCGCCAACUCAGCAGUCUUGGAUUCAACAUCCCAUCGAAGAUCUUGUCAUGUGCAAAUAAUGGAGAGAAGUACUACCGAUUCGGAGUGAUUUUGAAGCAGAUUGCUCAUUUCUAUAAUACAAUCGAUCAGCAAAUGAUACCGUCGCAGCAGUCCCUGAUGCUUGAAGAAGCGAUUGCUUUCGAAAAACUGGUGAUCCCCCGUAAAGAUGCCUCAAACUCCGCCUCGAAAGUGACAUGGAACGACCCGAAACAACUGGAAGAGUUCAUAGUCCAACUACAAACAGCCGAACAGAAACUAUCAAAUCGCAACAGAAGAUUGAGGAAUGUUCAUAUGGAGUUAAUUGAGAUGGUCGAGAAACUCAUGGAUUUGAAUAUAGUGAAACAGAAUAACGACUGGAAAGAGAUCAUAUUAAAGAUCCGGUCGAAAAUGAAAGAUGAGGAAGUGGUGCAUGGAGCGGCGAAGAAUAAUAUGAAACCCUGGUUGAUUCAUUGGGAUUUUCAGCUUUAUAAGGCACUUCUGAUUCAGUAUGAAUGGGGAAUCGAAAGCAUUCAAUCACAGUUGUCCACGAUCUCAGUUAGUCUCGUUUUUGCUGACCAAAAAAUCCAGCUUCGCCCUGCAAUCGAGGAAAUCCGAUCCAAAUACUACAAAGAGUUGUGCAGAUUCUUGCGGAUCCCCGACAAGUUUCGAGGUGUUCAAGAAGAUGAUCAUUCCUCAAAAUUCUACGCCCAAAUGAUCGACAGAAGUAUGCACCUCCUGCCAUCAGUAUACGACAAAGCGGAACAAUUGAUGCACAAAGUGGAAACAUGUGACGCAAUUUUUGUGGACUGGCUUGUAAUAUCUCAAGUCGACUUAGAGGAGCUGAUUGAGGAAAACUUAAAAACGGCGGCCGACUGGGAAUCACAGUUUAAGAUUUUGAAGGCAAAAGCGAGAGAGGCGGAGCGAUUACCACAUGAGCUAAAAUUCGAAUGCAUCCUGGUGAGCACUGCCGGAGUGAAAUCGGCCAUCGAGGAUGCCAUUCAGAGAUUAUAUGAUGCUUUGACAUGGACAUUGAGACACUCCAUCUCCACCACCUCCACUUCAAUCAACACUUUCCUGACUCAAGCUAUCGAAGUCCUCAAUACAGUACCCGGAUCCCUUGAUGAAGUCGCCGAGGCCAACGCGAAACAUAUAAUAUUCGCGGAGACCAAUCGCCAACUGAAACAAGAAUGGAAAGUGAUGGAGGAGCAGCUGACACUGUUGAGAUCAGUGGCUGGAAGUGGAAUGGAACAAAUCGAUAAUCUGGAGCAGACAUGGGAUCGGUUUGAGUUGAUGUUGGAUGCACAUCAAGGCGUUAUUAAGGAACAGGUCGAGGCGUUGAAGACCAACGUUGAAACCUCAAUAAAAGGAAUGAAAGACGAAGCGGAGAAGCUGAAAGCCCGUUGGGAUCAAUUUAAGCCAAGAAGUGAUGCACUGCAAGGGGAUCGAGAGGAAAUGUUAAAAGCGAUUCAGUUUAUAAAAGAAAAAAGAACACAGUGGCAGGAACUAAGUGAUGGGAGAGAGAAGAUUGAAAAAGAAUGUGGUCAAUUCGGAAUAGAACCUCCCAAACUUGACAUUAUCGAUGAAAUCAAUGAAGACAUCAAACAAUUCGAAGAUAACUGGUUGAUCUACGAAAUGUUCAACAAUGAUUUGGACACUCUCUCCCAGGAAGAAUGGAUUGUUUUCCGAUCGAAAACGUAUCUUUUCGAUGAAUUCUUGGCAAAAUGGGUGGAGAAGUUGAAAGGAAGCAAUCAGACGCAUAUGAGUGUCCGAUUGAUGAAAGACGUCGAGCACUUCAAGGAGGUUAGCAGUGCGUUGAAGUUCUGUCGAGGCGAUGUGCUGAGUGCGGAUCAUUGGCAUGAGAUGUUUCGCUUUUUGGGAUUGCCGAGAGGCACCACAAUCGAAAAACUGAAGUUCGCCGAUCUCCUCUCCGUUUCCAAAUCUAUCAUUGAGAAUGUUGACCAACUGAAACAAUUGAAUUCACGUGCUCAAGGAGAGGUUGCUAUUAGAGAUGCGAUACAAGAAUUAACGUUAUGGGCGGCUCAGACGGAAUUCACACUGGCUGACUAUAAGCAUUCGAACGGACAGAAUUUGAAGAUUAUCAAGGAGUGGAAGGAAUCGAUUAACUCGCUAAAAGACAGUCAAGCCCUCCUCCAAUCCCUCAAAUCCUCUCCGUACUACUCUCAGUUCUCGGAUAAAACUGCAGUGUGGGAGACAAGACUGGCGGAUCUAGACGUAUUCCUGGCGCAGAUGAACGAGAUUCAAAGAAAGUGGAUCUAUCUGGAACCGAUUUUCGGAAGAGGAGCACUUCCGUCAGAAGCUUCGAGGUUCUCGAGAGUCGACUCGGAGUACAGAGCGAUUUUGAAUGAUGUUUCAAAGGAUGCAAGACUGGUAUCAUUGUGUAGUCGACAGUCACUUAAGAAGUCUCUGGAACAAAUUGUGGAUCAGCUGAAUCGAUGUCAGAAGGCGUUGAACCAGUUUUUGGAGCAAAAACGAACGGCAUUCCCCCGAUUCUACUUCAUCGGAGACGACGAUCUCUUAGAAAUUCUCGGCCAGUCAACCAACCCCCAAGUCAUCCAAUCGCACAUGAAGAAACUAUUCCAAGGAAUCAAUCGAGUCACAUUCUCCUCGACAGGAGAGACCAUCACUUCGAUGGUCUCAUCUGAAGGCGAGACGGUCGCCCUCUCGAAACCAGUUCGAAUAGUUCCACAGGUGGAGACGUGGCUUCAACAGUUGUCGGAUGAGAUGAGAAGAACGUUGAAGGAUCUGAGUGGGCAAGCGGUGGCGGAUGGACAAAUCUCAUUGGCAAAGUAUCCGUCACAGGUGUUGUGUCUGGCGGAAGAAGUGAAAUUCAGUGCGGCUGUGGAGAAUAUCCUCUCCUCCUCCUCCGAUCUCAACUCAUUCAAAUCUCAACUGCUCGAAAAACUGAAGACCUACACGAAUAUGAAAGUGGAAGACAAAGUGUCAGAUCUGAAACUGAAAUCUCUCAUUCUCGACUUGAUUCAUCAUAUUGACGUCGUGGAUCAACUAAUGGCUAACAAGGCGAAAGGAGUGAAUUGUUGGACGUGGCAGAGACAGCUGAGAUUCUAUUUGGUGAACGGAGGAAUCGUUUUGAGACAAGUGUCCAGUGAAUUCGAAUACACCUAUGAGUAUCAGGGGAACUACGCGAAGUUGGUGCACACACCGUUGACGGAUAAAUGUUAUUUGACACUGACACAAGCAAUGUACAUGGGUCUCGGAGGAAACCCUUACGGACCUGCUGGAACCGGAAAAACGGAAUCAGUGAAAGCGUUGGCUGCUCUAAUGGGUCGACAAGUGUUGGUAUUCAAUUGUGACGAGGGAAUCGAUGUGACUUCAAUGGGACGGAUAUUCACUGGAAUUGUUGAGUGUGGAGCAUGGGGAUGUUUCGAUGAGUUCAAUCGGUUGGAUUCGACCGUCUUGUCCGCCGUUUCCAUGCAAAUUCAAACCAUCCAAGGCGCUAUCAAAUCCCGUGCGGGUUCAUGUACUUUUGGUGGAAAAACUGUGCAAGUCAACCCGAAUAGUGCAAUAUUCGUGACUCUCAACCCCGCAGGAAAGGGAUACGGAGGACGACAGAAAAUGCCGGAUAAUUUGAAGCAACUGUUUCGAGCGGUCGUUAUGGGAAAACCGGAUAACGAGCUUAUCUCAUCGACUAUUUUGUAUUCAGAAGGAUUUGUGGAUGCCACGUCGUUGGCCAGGAAGAUUGUGUCAGUAUUCCAACUCUCUCGUCAAAUGCUCUCCAAACAACAACACUACGAUUGGGGUCUGCGUGCACUCAAAGUAGUUCUUGGCGGAUGUGGAGCUCUCCGAAGAGCGCAACCAACUAAGAAUGAAAGUGACUUGGUCGUUCAGGCUCUUCUACUCAACACUCUCUCAAAACUGACAUUUUCGGAUUCUGAAAGAUUCAACUCGUUAAUUGAUGACAUCUUCUCGAAUGUGAAUAAGGAGAUGACAAAGUUCGAAGAGUUGGUGGAGCCGUUGGGUGUGGCUGCAAAGGAAAUGGGCAUCAAGUUGGGAGAGAAACAGAUGGAAAAGGUUUUUCAGCUCUACGAACAAAUGCGUCAACGUAUCGGAGUAGUGGUCGUUGGAGCCGCCGGUUCGGGAAAAUCAACAAUGUGGAAAGUUCUUCAUCGAGCACUGAUUCUCACAAAAAAGCCACUAAGAGUCACUCAAUUUAAUCCGAAAGCCGUGAAUCGUAACAAGUUAUUGGGAAAUAUGGAUAUGGACACUCGAGAAUGGACUGAUGGAAUUAUUACAAUGGCUGCAAGAGAAGUACAAAAGGACACGACAAUUCAUCAUUGGAUUGUUUGUGAUGGAGAUAUUGAUCCCGAAUGGGUGGAGGCGUUGAACUCAGUGUUGGAUGAUAAUCGAUUACUAACAAUGCCAUCUGGAGAACGCAUUCAAUUCGGUGCCAACGUCAAUUUCCUUUUUGAAACUGAUUCUCUUCAAUUUGCGUCACCGGCUACUGUAUCGAGGAUGGGAAUGAUUUAUAUCAGCGAAGAAGACGUGACCCCUCAAGACAUUGUUGCCUCGUGGCUCUCCUCGAACUCUGAAGACCUUCAUGGCGACUUGGCUCAAUGGAUAGAAGAUAACUUCUGGAAAACAUUCAAAUGGGUCAAAUCUCAUCAAAUCCCGGGAAUCACCAACUUCGCUCUUCUCAAAAAUGGACUAACCCACCUGAAAUCGUCCAAAACGAAGACUCAAUUCCUGACACUUCUCUACAAUGGAUUCAUGCCCUAUGUGCUACCGGACCAACGCGGGGAACUUGCGAAAGGAGUCGUUUUUCAAGGAAUUUCAGUACCUGAUCCGAAGAAUGUGUGUUAUGAUGAGAGAACUGACAGUAUCAUGACUUAUACUGAUGAUGUGUCACAGUCGGUGACGAAGGAGGAAGUGGAACGCGAAGACUUGAGACCGUUUGUGCAGACCGCCGAUAUUCAGAGAUAUUCGGAUAUUAUCUCCUCUUGGCUCCGCCCCGGUAACCGAGAAAGUUUCGUGAUCACCGGAACGACUGGAUGUGGAAAACAACAACUACUCAAACAUUGCUUCCAAAUGGAUCCCGAAUCGCAACUCGCCAGUUUAUACUGCUCCGCCCAAUCAAGCUCCGUCCACUUGCUUCAGUUGAUUCAACAGAAUUGUGUGCAAGCGAGUAACCCGACUGGAAGGGUUUGGAGGCCAAAAGAUCGGCCGAAUAUGAUUCUGUUUUUGAAAGGGAUUAAUUUGCCGGCUCCGGAUAAGUACGGCACGAACGAGCUGCUCGCCUUGCUCCAACAACUGCUCACCUACCAGGGAUUCUUCGAUCACAAUCUGGAAUGGGUUUCGAUUGAAAAUAUUCAAUUUGUGGGAUCCAUGAAUCCGCUCGGCGAUUCGACGUCUUCUAACAUUUCAAAUCGAUUAUUCUCUCUUCUCCGUUGUAUUUCCCUCAACAACACCGACACUUCCCAACUAACAUCCAUCUACCGUACCUAUCUGACCCCGAUUCUUGAAGACGUCGGAGAAAGGAAUUCAGAAGGCGUCGCAUCUCGAAUGGUCGACGUCUACAACAAAGUGCAGUCGAGCUUCAAAAUGUCCGACAGUAUUGUGUUCCAAUUUUCGCCUCGAGACCUUACCAAUUGGGUUGUUUCUUUGCUAAGACACGAGUUGGAUCAGGGUAGAUUAGAAGGUGUCAUUUGUUUCGAGGCGAAACGGAUUUUUGCGGAUCGGUUGCCGACGGAACAGGAUAAGAUAAAGUUUGAUGAGAUAUUGAGGAAUGUGAUACCGAUUUCACAGAAUAAUGAAAAAGUGUAUGUCACGACUGGCACCGUCGUUCCCGGAGAAUCGAACACCGGUCUUCCGCUCACCCCAAUCAACAUGUCGGAUUUCAAUCAGUUGCUUCUGAAAUCUAUCAAUCGAUUCGCAUUUGAAAUUGCCAACUUCAAUUCUCCGCUUACCAGUCAACUCUCGUUCUUCUGUGCGUGCGUAGAUCGUGUUCUUACAUCUCCAGGAGGUCAUCUAUUCCUACCGGGACGUACUGGAUUUGGAAGAAGAGAUGCUGUCCGGCUGGUGGCCCAUAUGCAUAAUAUCCAAGUUUUCUCACCGCCUGUCACAGCAAACUUCUCAUCGAAACAGUUUGAUAAUGAGAUGAAAACUGCAAUAACCCAAGCGGUUACCAACAAUGAGCAUGUAGUUCUAAUCCUUGAAGACCAUCAACUCCGCAAGAACAUAUUCCUGCAAGCCAUCAAUUCCCUGUUGGCUAGUGGAAGCGUACCGGGCUUAUUCACCCAACAAGAGCUCGAUGGUUUGGUAGCUCUUGUUUCAGAAGCAGCGAAUCAGGCCUCGUUUACUGGAGCACUACAGCAGUUUUUGGCUCAUAGAAUCCGAAGUCUUGUCCACGUGGUUCUUAUCCUUGAAGUCGAAGCGAAUGAUUUCAAACUAAACAUCACUGAAAAUCCGGCAAUUCUGAAACAUUGCAAUGUGAUUUUUGCGGAUCGUUUCGAUAGGAAUAGCUUGUUGGAGAUCCCAAAGAUUUUAAUGGAAGCAAAAGGAAUCACGACAACAGAUGCAGUCCUCUCUGGUUUCAGUGAUGUUCUUGUGAAUCUCCCGGAGAAUUUAUCGAUUCAACCGAUAAAAUAUCGGCAAUUUGUGGAGAACUGUUCUCAGUUGUUGGGGUAUAAGAGGAGCACACUAUCGGCUAGGUUGGAUAGGUUGAAGGGCGGAGUCUCGAAACUAAACGAAGCACGUGAAGAAGUAGCAAAAAUGCAGAAGAAAGCGGCGAAAAAGAGCAAAUUACUGGCGGAAAAGCAAGCAGAAGCAGAUGAGGCACUGAAAGCGAUCACCGAGAGUAUGAGUGGAGCAGAGGACCAAAAGAUGUCAAUGGAGCAGUUGAAAGCGGCUACUGAGAAGGAAAAUGUGGUGAUUGAGGAGAAGAAGGCGAAGAUUGAUGAGCAGUUGAAAGAAGUGCAACCGUUGAUUGAUGAAGCCCGCCGUGCCGUCGGUUCAAUCAAAUCCGAGUCUCUCAGUGAGAUCCGAAGUCUUCGUGCCCCACCGGAAGCAGUUCGAGACAUUCUUCAAGCUGUUUUAGUGUUCAUGGGAAUACUUGACACCUCCUGGGAGGCAAUGAGAAAAUUUCUGUCAAAAAGUGGGGUUAAAGAUGAUAUAAUGAACUUUGACGCCAAUCGGAUUACCAAUGAGAUUCAUAAGAAAGUCACGGCAAUUGUCAAACAAAAGUCGGCAUCUUUUGAGGAAGCGAACGCAAAACGAGCUUCCGCUGCAGCUGCGCCAUUAGCAGCUUGGGUGAAAGCGAAUCUGGAAUAUUCGAAGAUUUUGGAGAAGAUUUCACCGUUGGAAGCGGAGAAGAAUAAGCUGGUCAAAAAUCUCAAAAAAGCGGAAAAACAAAUGGAGAAUCUAUCGAAGGGCCUACAAAGUGUGGAUGAAGUUGUCGGGGAGUUGAAGAGGAAAUUCGAGGUUUUGAUGAAAGAGGCCACUCAGAUUAAGGUGGAUUUGGAUAGAGAGCAAGACACGAUUCGGAUAGCUGGAACGUUGGUGGAGAGUCUUUCAGGAGAGUUUCAACGGUGGAAAGUGCAAAUUGAGACGUUGGGAGAGGAACAGUCGAAGAUGGAGCUUUGCUCUCUCAUCACCUCAGCCUUCAUCACCUACCUCGGUGGUUGCUCUGAAAAAGACCGAAAAUCGCUAUUGAAAUCAAUGUCGAAAAUGUUCAACAUGCCACCAAACUUCAAACCACUCUCCUUCGCAUCUCUGGAAACCGAACAAUUGAAUUGGAAGACAAAAGGUCUUCCAGCCGAUCAGCUAUCUCUCGAGAACGGAAUGAUCAUGUUCAAUUCAGAGCAUGUCCCUUUAAUUAUCGAUCCAUCCGGACAGGUUUCCAGUUUUCUCGCCAAAUUUCUAGAGAAAUCAGAGACUUUCAAAGCGGCGCAACCGGAUUUAAUGACUCAGAUAGAGCUAGCGAUUCGAUUUGGAAAAACUAUAAUUAUAGACGAUGUUGUGGAAUUCGACUCCGCCCUCAUUCCGAUUCUAAGAAGAGAUUUAUCGAGUCAGGGACCCCGCCAAGUGAUUUCUUUCGGUGGAAAACAAAUCGAUUUCAAUCCAGACUUCAAAAUAUUCAUUUGCACGAGAGAUGACAAGGUACAAAUCCGACCGAACUCCUCGGUUCAACUCAAUAUCGUCAACUUCACCACCACAAUUUCGGCGCUGUCCGCUCAACUCCUCGACGUGGCAAUUCAUUUGGAGAAGCCUGAGUUGGAGGAACGAUCGUCGAGUCUUCUGAGGGAUGCCGAGUUGAAAAAGUUGGAGCUGGAGGGAUUGGAGCAGUUACUGUUGCAACAGUUGGCCUCGUCGCAGGGAAAUUUGUUGGAUAACACGGCGUUGUUGGAUUCGUUGAAUAAGUCAAAGGAGAGCGCUGAGAUUAUUAGCAAGAGUAUUGUGGAGAGCGAACAUUUGCAUAAAGAGUUGACUACGCAAAAAGAGAUCUAUGUCCCACUAUCUCUCUUCACAUCCAGCCUAUUCUUCUCCUUCUCAAAUCUCCAAUACUACAACCCAAUGUACAAUUAUAGUGUGAACACUAUAAUGAGACUAUUCGAGAAGACUAUCAGGUCUUGCGAGGAUAAGUCACCCAGUCGUGUCGAGACCCUUGCCCGCCAGAUGCAGCUCACAGUAUUCUAUCACAUCUCACGUGGAAUAUUCCGUCAGGAUCGUCUGAUGUUCGCCGUCGCUUUCAUCAAUGCAACGAUGCCAAAACUAUUCCAACCGAAAGAAUGGGAGCUGUUCACCGGACUCCUUGUGGACGAGUCCACAGAUCUCUCAGGCAUCCGUGUCUCCUGGAUAACUGCCGAUAGGUUACAAGCACUCGCCAGAAUCCGAACCCAUCUGCCGAGUCUAUUCAAUAAUUUCCAAAUCCAGGAUGACGCAACGUGGAAUGAGUUCUCGAAGACGUUGCAAUGUGAGACGGCGUUCCCGAAAAAUGUGGAAGUGAAGAUGACUCACUUCCAGAAGGUUCUCUUCAUUCAAGCGGCAAAACCGGAGAGAUUGUACAACUGUUUGAUGGAUUUCGUGUUGAAAACGUUGAACGUUCCCUCUAUCAACCCGCCCGCCUUCGAACUAAUGCACAUAUUUGCUGAAAGUGAAGCCCAAGAACCCAUUCUCUUCAUCCUUGCCGAUGGAGCUGAUCCAUCUCAAGAGCUAUCGGAAUUGGCGACCAAACUACAAGUACCGUACCAUUCGAUUUCUAUGGGACAAGGACAGGAGCAGGCGGCGUAUGAAGCCAUCCGGGAAGCGGCGUCAAAGGGAGAGUGGUUGUGUUUGAAUAACUUGCAUUUGAUGUUGCAAGCGGUGCCCGCCAUUUUUAAGCACCUCUCCCUGACCACACCCCACUCAAAUUUCCGUCUCUGGCUAACCACCGAAGCGGACGCUCGUUUCCCAUCAAUGAUGCUCCAACAAUCGCUCAAAAUCACGUUCGAACCGCCACCAGGUGUCAGAAACAAUCUUCUGAGAACAUACACUCAAAUCGAUCGGAACGGAAUGAAGAAUGUGGUGACGUGUCAAUCGAUAUUCGCGUUGGCAUGGCUGCACGCGUUACUCCAGGAGAGAAGAACGUUCAUUCCGCAGGGAUGGACAAAGUUCUACGAGUUUGGAGCGAGUGAUGUAAGAGUUGCGAAGUCGUUUGUGGAACAGUUGACGGAGAAUAAAGCCGACUGGGAAUUCGUUCGUGGAAUUCUGAAGUUUGUCAUUUAUGGAGGUCGGAUCGAGAAUGACUUCGAUGCGAAGGUUCUAGACUCCUAUUUGAAUAUAUUGUUCUCCGAUGCGAAAAUAAACGGAACUGCCGGUCAAAUCCUUGUCAAAGGCAUCGAGAUUCCAGCGACUACUAAUGUUAAGGACUACCUUGCUCAUAUCUCCAAGUCAAUUCCUGCAGUCGAUGAGCCAUUCCUAUUCGGUCUACCCGAGAAUAUUAAAUACUCGUGGCAGAUUGUGGAAGCGGACCGUACAAUCUCUUCUAUUAGGACUUUGGCUCUUGGCGACUCGAAAAACGCCCUCUCCGACCAAUCGGACACCAUCUCCCAAAUAGUGUCUCUCUGGAAAAAACUGUGUCAAGUAGAUGACCUGCCGAAACGAGAACUCCCUCCAUCCAAUCGAUCCACCGAUCCGAUUUCCGAAGUGUUGUGUCUGGAGACAAUCAAUGCCCUCUCCCUUAUCAAACAACUCCAUCGAUCGAUUGGCAACGUAGCGAAAUCUAUGAAAAUGCCGAGUCUCGCUUCUUCGAGCACUCAGAAGACAAUCCAAUCGCUCGUCUUCCAACAGACACCCGAUGAAUGGGAUAGUCUGUGGGCGGGGCCAGCCGACCCGGCGGAUUUCUUGAAUGCUGUGGUGAAGAAGACAAGGGGAACUAUGCAGCUCUACGAGUCGUCAAAAACCUCAUCAGCCUCACUUCUCUCCUCCCCAAUCGAUUUCUCCGAUCUCUUCUACCCGAACAUCUUCCUGAAUGCUCUCCGUCAAAUGACAUCCCGUCAACUCAAAAUUCCACUCGAUCAACUCAUCCUCUCCUCCGCGUGGACUCCAUCCCAACUACCCGCGAAACAAUGUGUUCAAGUCCAGGGACUCCUCCUUCAGGGUGCCACAUUCGACUCAUUCCUCCGUGAGACUACUGUAUCGAGUGCCGCAUUCACCCAGGCACCGAUUCUAUUCCUCGCGUGGACUGCCGAGAACUCGUCGACAAUAAGUGGGGAACAGAUUCAAGUUCCCUUGUAUAGUUCCAGUGAUCGAGCUGAUUUGAUCAGUUCUGUGAAUAUGCCGUGUCGAGGUGUCGAUCAAUGGAAUAUUGCAGCUGUUGCGCUCUUUUUGAGAUAA
Messenger RNA from Caenorhabditis remanei, 12504 nucleotides. RefSeq lists its product as uncharacterized. The transcript has 49 exons. Gene Ontology annotation, molecular function: dynein light intermediate chain binding; dynein intermediate chain binding; ATP binding. NCBI's taxonomy places the organism in Eukaryota, Metazoa, Nematoda, Chromadorea, Rhabditida, Rhabditidae. The record is from RefSeq and is a predicted model, not a curated record. Gene Ontology annotation, cellular component: axoneme; cytoplasmic dynein complex; motile cilium. Gene Ontology annotation, biological process: cilium assembly; intraciliary retrograde transport. The coding region runs from base 1 to 12504 and encodes 4167 amino acids.